Messenger RNA from Rhizophagus irregularis DAOM 181602=DAOM 197198, 2031 nucleotides. RefSeq lists its product as uncharacterized. NCBI's taxonomy places the organism in Eukaryota, Fungi, Glomeromycota, Glomeromycetes, Glomerales, Glomeraceae. The record is from RefSeq and is a predicted model, not a curated record. Gene Ontology annotation, molecular function: RNA binding.
CCAAACAAUUCGGCAUUUCCUAAAAAAAAAUUUUCGAUCAAUCUGGGUUGAUAUUUUAUGUAAUCCAGAUUGAACCGUUUUUUAUCAUAAAUUGUUUGGAUUCAUCCGUGUCGCAAGAACAUAUAACAAAUGAUAUAACGUGUAAAAAAAAAAAGUUCUUUUUCAACAAUGCCAAAAUUACAAUUAUCAAAGCCUAUGUGUAACGAUUAUUAAUUAAAUUACUAAUUCAGGAAACAAUAUCUAUUUCAUAAAACAAUACCCCUUGCAUGAUUUUUUAGGCAACGAUCUCAACUGUUAAUUGUUUAGAACAUUUCACGGUAGAGAAAUUCAAAGUCUACCACCGAUGUUUGAAGCAACAAUUAGUAGCAAUCAUAAUGUUGAUAUCAAGUAAGAACUGCUAUCAUCGCUGGAUAAAAUUCAUGAAUAUUUUACCAAAAAACACAUUGUACUAUGUUUUACUUGACAAUCAAAUGAAACAUGUCACCAGUGGUAUCACAGCAUGGAUGUUUUGGUCAAGGCUAACUAGAGUGCACUUUUAUUGUAAACAAUUUCAUACCAUGCAAAAAAAAAUCGAAGUACCUACCUCUUCUAUUUCCCACAUAAUUGGCAAAGGUGGUGCAAAUAUUAAGGACAUUCAAAAUCGUUCUGGUGCUAAAUGCAAGUUGCAAGGAAAUUAUGUCGUAAUCACUGGUUCAUCCGAUUCUCAACGUAUCGCUCAUAACCUCAUUCAAAACUGCAUCGACAACUCCAUUGCUGUUUACAAUCAUCCUCUCGAAGCCAUUAUUGCACUUCGCCAACCAUUGAUUGGACUGAAAAGUGUAAAGUUUGUAAAGUACCAAGGGAUUGUGGACGAAUAUAAUGUUAAUAAGGCGUACUUUGUUUUGGAUAAGGGAGAAGAAAUGAGCCAAAUUGACAAGGAUAAUAAUAUUUCUUCGAUGAAAAGUUUGAACAGAGUGUCUGACAUUGUCAUUCCUGAAGAAGACAGCACAUUAGUAAUACAUAUCACGAAACGACUUAUUGAAGAAAUGAAUAAAUAUGACAAAUUUCUCCUCAAAGUCCAAACUAACAUAGGAAAGCAACUUUUUUACCCUGCCAAGAAAGGAGUGGUAAACCUUCCGACUUGUGUUCCUCUUGAACAUUUCGCUAAAUAUAAGAUUGGUAACAAAGCUGAUGCUAAGGCUACUUUUAUGAAUCGUCUUCCUCUUGACAUAGCAGAGGUAAUAGAAGGUCAUUUAAAGAAAUUGGGUUAUGAGGAGGAUAACACUACAAAACGAGCUUCUAUUCACCUCAUUGAUGUUAAGGAAAAGCAACGCAUUACUAUUUCCAGUGACAUUACACCAGAAGGCCACCUCAAACUUCGUAAAUGCCGAUCUGAUAACAUUAGCCACCUCUUCCUCUCUUUUGUCAGACCGAAGUCCACCCUGGAUUUUCGUUUCAAAGUUCUUUCUCAUAAGGGACCCAUGAAUGAUAUACCCUCUACGAUCUGCCAUAUCAUUGAUAAUUCCAGCUACAACUUCGAUGCAAAAGCCAUCGUGUUACCAAAUAUUACAGAUAAUACCGAGUAUCGCGUCACAACAACUCGUACAAAAUUCAAGCGUAAGUUCAUUAGUAAUAAUACUGGAAACAAAGUAACAAUUUCAAAUGUUUAUGAGACAGGGAAAGUGGAUGUACAAGUGACCGUAACUAAUCUUGGAUUACAUGAAGUUUUAGCAAAGAUGAAGAAUCAAGAAACUUCUACAAAUAAAAGGGAAUUAGAAGAAGAAUUGGAGAAAAAAGUAGAAAAGUUUGUUGAUGAAAUGAACAGGAUUGUGGAUGGAGUGCAAUGGAAUGGAUAACAAUGGUUAUAAGCAUAUCUUUUCCCACUGUAACAUUUGCAAAUAAUUAGUAUAUAAUUAUUUUCAUGAAAUUUUAUUUACAUCAAUUUUUUCUAUUUAUUUUAAAUAAAUAUUUGUUAUUAUUUAAAUAAAUACUAUUACAUAAAAGUUUUUUGGAAUAACAAGUUAUUGUAUACAUUAAACUUUAAAAUAAAAU